UGAGAGGCGGGUUUUCAAACGGAAGUAAACAGUGAACUCAGAAGCUGAUUGAAUUGAACUUCACGCUGACUCAGAUAAAUUAGAAAAUGUUUAACCUCACAUCGGAUCAUCCGUAGUGCAACAGAAACGCGGGCGGAUUACUGAAAACAGUAUUUCCGGAACGAUUUAACACGGUCAAACAGCAUUAGACCCUAUCGACACAUUGAACACGUGCAGGCGUGCUUCCUGACUAAGCAAUAUCAACACCUGCAGCGGUUUUCGUGAUUAAAGGGUCAUGAACAGCGAGAAUUUCGGCCUGAGCGAAAAGAUCGUCUCAUCUUCAUAUGUUCGCCAGGGGCUGCAGGCUCGUCGCGGUCACGAGCAGCUGAUUCGUGUCCUCUUGGAGCAGGGUAAAUGUCCAGAGGAGGCAUGGGACGAAAGCACCAUAGAGCUGUUUCUGAAUGAGCUGGCGGUCAUGGACAGCAACAACUUCUUGGGAAACUGUGGUGUGGGAGAGCGGGAGGGCAGAGUCGCUUCCAGUCUGGUAGCCAGAAGACAUUACAGACUGAUCCACGGCAUUGGUCGAUCGGGGGACAUCGCUGCUGUUCAACCCAAGGCUGCUGGUUCCAGUCUUCUAAAUAAAAUCGCCAAUUCGGUAGUUCUGGAUGUUCUGAAAUUUACAGGUGUUAGGAGUGCAUCCUCGUGCUUUGUGGUCCCCAUGGCGACAGGAAUGAGUCUCACAUUGUGUUUUCUCACAUUAAGACACAGAAGGCCUGAGGCCCGCUACAUCCUGUGGCCUCGAAUUGACCAGAAGUCCUGCUUCAAAUCGAUGGCGACUGCUGGUUUUGAGCCUGUGGUGAUUGAGAAUGUUCUGGAAGGAGAUGAGCUACGGACAAACCUGCAGGAAGUGGAGAGAAAGAUUGAGGAGUUGGGUGCCAAAAACAUCCUCUGUGUCCAUUCCACAACGUCCUGUUUUGCACCACGAGUUCCUGACAGACUUGAGGAACUCGCUGUUUUGUGUGCAAAGCAUGAUAUCCCUCAUAUAGUCAACAAUGCCUAUGGAGUGCAGUCAUCCAAAUGUAUGCACCUUAUACAACAGGGAGCCCGUGUGGGAAGAAUUGAUGCUUUUGUUCAAAGUCUCGAUAAAAACUUCAUGGUCCCAGUCGGCGGUGCUAUCAUCGCUGGAUUUGAUGAAGUCUUCAUUAAGGAAAUCAGUCAGAUUUACCCAGGUCGAGCUUCAGCCUCUCCAUCUCUAGACGUCCUCAUCACCCUGCUUUCACUCGGAGCCAGCGGCUACAAGAAACUCUUGUCCGAAAGAAAGGAGCUGUACGGCCACCUGGCACAGGAGUUGAAAGCUCUAGCCGAGAGGCACGGAGAGAGACUGCUGCACACGCCACACAAUCCAAUAUCACUAGCCAUGUCCUUGAACUGUCUCCAGGCGCACAGUGAUAAAGCAGUCACCCAGCUGGGCUCCAUGCUCUUCACCAGACAGGUGUCCGGUGCCAGAGUGAUUCCACUUGGUGUGGAACAGACUGUUAGCGGACACACAUUUCAUGGCUUCAUGUCACAUACAGAUGCCUAUCAGUGCCCGUACCUCAAUGUAGCAUCGGCCAUAGGAAUAACCAAAGAUGACGUAACUUUGUGCAUGAAGAGACUUGAGAAAUGCCUUAAGAGUCUUGGGAAAGAAGUGCCUGUAGAGAAGAAUGAUUCUACAUCGCCCCGUGAAGGUUUGGAAGACCAAACGGUUCCCUGAGGGUUUACGGGAUUGUGUAAUUCUCUACACAUUAGCUUUGUGUUUUCUUGAUGUUGUCGUUAUUAUCUUAUGCUUGAAAUUUGUUAUAAUUUGAUAUUUAAUGUAUCAGUUUCUUUUUAACUAAACCAAAGCGAUUUAGACUUGAGUUAAAAGCUCUGAUAAUAAACGCACACAAUACCACGAAUCCUGUUUCGCAAUCUGGCUUUAUUAAAUAUUUACACUGCAUUAGAGAUAUGGGUGAUUCUCACGAAACCACUGAAAUAUCGUGGUAGUAAACAUACAAGUCUGUAACAAAAAAUCAUCAUAAUAAAGAUAAUCGUGUUCUCUACCUUGGACAAAACAUAAUUUGGACAUAGGAAUGAGUUAUUUAUGAAUAAUUUUUUCUGCUGAAAUCCUAAUUUGUCUGAGUGCAUUAUAUGUUGUAAUUUAAACAGAGUAAAAUUAAAAUAUUGUGAAAAAAACAAUGGGAUGUUCUACUAGAUGUUCUCAAAUUACUGACAGAAUAUUCGUGUAUAAUAAAAAUGAAGAAAUAGUGGAAAAAAAGAAAUGUCCAGGACUGAUAUUCUCAUCCUCCGUAACUUUUUUUUAAAGAAUGUUUAAACGCACACAUAGAUAUUUACAUUAAGUUUGAUUUUAUGUGAAGAAAUGCAUCUACUAGUACCCUUUUAAAUGGCUAAUAAGUUAACCAAUUACUUUAUAUUUUUCUAGUAAAAACGUAAUAUUCUCUUGUCAGGCUGCUUACACAAUUGUUUCCCUUCUCAUUACCGAUACGGUAGUUUUCCACAUUUAAAGAAAUUUUACUUGUAUAAUAUUCUAUUAAGAUAAAAUUAAUGUCUUAUGUAUGAUUAAUAAAAACGUGCUUGGGCAUCAUGGCUUCGCUUGUUUUUAGCAAAACAUGCUAUGAGAUUGACAGUUUCAAAUGGUUACGGUAAUGAUCAUUUUUAAGGCCUUUUUUGUAUUUUUUUUACAUCGAGUUAAAUUGUCAGUAAAAGUUUUGAAAUGAAUGUCUUUAAACAUGUCAAAUCUUGUUUUAGAUGAAUAUAAAGGGAAUUUGUUGAAACAAGUGUUUUUAAGAAAUCAAGAUUUCGUGAGAAUCACUCUAAUAUACAUAUUCAAUAAUUCUGUUACGUUGGUAUAAAAACACACAAAAACAUUGAACA
Molecule: messenger RNA, 2892 nt
Organism: Triplophysa rosa
Lineage: Eukaryota; Metazoa; Chordata; Actinopteri; Cypriniformes; Nemacheilidae
Gene: sepsecs
Product: Sep (O-phosphoserine) tRNA:Sec (selenocysteine) tRNA synthase
Exons: 11
Coding region: 275-1732 (485 amino acids)
Biological process (GO): selenocysteine incorporation; conversion of seryl-tRNAsec to selenocys-tRNAsec
Molecular function (GO): tRNA binding; O-phosphoseryl-tRNA(Sec) selenium transferase activity
Source: RefSeq, a predicted model, not a curated record